AUGUCAAGUUUUGGCCGUUUCUUUACUGUCACCACCUAUGGUGAAUCACAUUGUAAAUCUGUGGGCUGUAUUGUGGACGGUGUGCCUCCGGGAAUGAGCCUCACAGAAGAGGAUAUCCAGCCACAGCUGAGCAGAAGAAGACCAGGUCAAUCGAAGCUCUCUACGCCAAGAAAUGAAAAAGACAGAGUGAUGAUUCAGUCGGGGACUGAGUUCGGCAAGACAUUGGGCUCGCCCAUUGGUAUGCUGGUCUUGAAUGAGGACCAAAGACCUCACGACUAUAGCGAAAUGGAUUUAUACCCUAGACCAUCCCACGCAGACUUCACCUACUUGGAGAAGUACGGCGUGAAAUCGUCGUCUGGUGGGGGUCGUUCAUCCGCGAGAGAAACCAUCGGCCGCGUGGCCGCUGGUGCGAUCGCAGAGAAGUUUUUGAAACAACUCUCUAACGUCGAGAUUGUAGCGUUUGUCUCUCAGAUUGGUGUCAUCAAGAUGAACCGCGACCCUCUGGAUGCCAAAUUUCAGCACGUCUUGAACACUAUUACGAGAGAAAAAGUAGACAGCAUGGGUCCAAUUAGAUGCCCCGACUCCUCGGUCGCUGAAGCCAUGGUUCACGAAAUCGAGAAAUACAGAGGUAACAAAGAUUCCAUCGGUGGUGUCGUCACUUGUGUCGUCAGGAACGUUCCUAUUGGUUUGGGAGAGCCUUGCUUCGACAAGCUCGAGGCUCUGUUAGCGCAUGCUAUGUUGUCGAUUCCUGCUUCCAAGGGGUUCGAGAUUGGCUCCGGUUUUGAAGGUGUCCAGGUGCCAGGUUCGCAACACAACGAUCCCUUUUAUUUCGAUGAGGAGACCAAGAAGCUUCGUACCAAAACGAACAACUCUGGCGGUGUCCAAGGUGGUAUUUCGAAUGGUGAAAACAUUUACUUUUCGGUUCCUUUCAAGUCUGCUGCUACCAUUUCUCAGGAACAGAACACAGCCACAUACGAGGGUGCCCAUGGUGUACUAGCUGCUAAAGGAAGACACGACCCAUCUGUGACACCUAGAGCCGUGCCAAUUGUGGAAGCUAUGACUGCUCUAGUGCUAGCGGAUGCUGUGAUGGUGCAGAAGUCACGUGAAUUUGGUAAAAAUAUUGUUAGUUAG
Molecule: messenger RNA, 1131 nt
Organism: Lachancea dasiensis
Lineage: Eukaryota; Fungi; Ascomycota; Saccharomycetes; Saccharomycetales; Saccharomycetaceae
Source: the annotation of a GenBank genome assembly